AGCGGGAGCCGGCCCUGGAGGAGGCUGGCGUGUGUAGAAAGAAUGUCAGCAGCUUUUUAUUACUGAAGAGACACUUGUUAUCCCCAAUGUGCACAUGAAAUGGAAAGGAAGCAGAUUCUGGAAAACAACUUUUGUUUCAACCCUGCAAGAUGCUGGAUGAAGUGUGUAAAGAAGUUUAAGUGACUGCUCUACUUGAUCAAAAUGGUGGACACUGAAAGCCAGCUCUAUCCCCUUACUCCCUUGGAGGAGGAUGAUAUAGGCAGCCCUUUAUCUGGAGAGUUCCUACAAGAUAUGGAGAACAUUCAAGACCUUUCUCAGUCUCUAGGGGAUGAUAGCUCUGGAGCUUUAAGUUUAACAGAGUUCCAGUCACUGGGAAAUGGUCCAGGAUCUGAUGGAUCGGUUAUAACAGACACCCUUUCACCAGCAUCCAGUCCUUCAUCCAUUAAUUUUGCCACAGCUCCAGGUAGCAUAGAUGAAUCACCCAGUGGAGCAUUAAACAUUGAAUGUAGAAUUUGUGGGGAUAAAGCCUCAGGCUACCAUUACGGAGUACAUGCUUGUGAAGGUUGUAAGGGUUUUUUUAGAAGAACAAUUCGAUUAAAACUCAUCUAUGAUAAAUGUGAUCGCAACUGCAAAAUUCAGAAAAAAAAUCGUAAUAAGUGCCAAUACUGUCGUUUUCAAAAGUGCCUUUCAGUUGGAAUGUCACAUAAUGCAAUACGUUUUGGACGAAUGCCAAGGUCUGAGAAGGCCAAGUUGAAAGCAGAAAUUCUAACAGGUGAAAAUUAUGUAGAAGAUUCAGAAAUGGCAGAUCUUAAAUCACUUGCCAAAAGAAUUCAUGAUGCUUACCUGAAAAACUUCAAUAUGAACAAGGUUAAAGCCAGAAUCAUCCUUGCAGGGAAAACCAAUAACAAUCCACCAUUUGUUAUACAUGAUAUGGAUACCUUGUGUAUGGCAGAGAAGACCCUGGUGGCAAAAUUGGUAGCCAAUGGAAUUCAGAACAAGGAAGCAGAGGUUCGAAUCUUCCACUGCUGCCAGUGUACGUCUGUAGAGACUGUCACAGAACUUACCGAAUUUGCCAAAUCUAUCCCUGGCUUCUCCAAUCUUGACUUGAAUGAUCAAGUGACACUGUUAAAAUACGGAGUUUAUGAAGCCAUAUUUGCCAUGUUAGCAUCUGUGAUGAACAAAGACGGGAUGCUGGUAGCCUAUGGAAACGGUUUUAUAACUCGGGAGUUCCUGAAAAGCCUGAGAAAGCCGUUCUGUGAUAUAAUGGAGCCAAAAUUUGAUUUUGCAAUGAAAUUCAAUGCACUGGAAUUGGAUGAUAGCGAUAUAUCCCUUUUUGUUGCUGCCAUCAUUUGCUGUGGAGAUCGUCCUGGUCUUGUAAAUGUAGGACACAUUGAAAAAAUGCAGGAGAGCAUUGUGCACGUACUGAAACUUCACCUGCAAACCAACCAUCCUGAUGACAUCUUCCUCUUCCCGAAACUUCUCCAAAAAAUGGCUGACCUCCGACAGCUUGUCACAGAGCACGCUCAACUAGUUCAGAUAAUUAAAAAGACUGAAUCUGAUGCACAUUUACACCCUUUACUACAGGAAAUCUACAGGGAUAUGUAUUAAAGAUUUUUAGUAUUUUUUCCACAAUAUUUAAAGACAAGAGCAAUACUAAUAACAGAUGGGAGCAAAAUUACUUGCACAGUUAUCUGCUGUUCACUCAGUCCGGAGCAUGAAAAAUCUAAAAGCUGGGUAACUGGAGUGUUACACUUCUUUUGGUUUGGGAUCUUUUGUCGUCUUUUGAAAGAGUUCUGCAGAAAAAUACUGAUCAUAGUGCUCAUGAAGUGUCUUACAAUGGUUCUUUUAUUUGAAAAUUGGAAGGUUGGUAAGGAAUACAUAUUUGUAUAAUAAAUCAGAAUGUUAAGUAACAGAAAUGAACAAAAUUUUAUUUCCUCUUGGCUUAGUCAUUCUAGAAUUCAUAUAACAAAUUCAGCAAAUUCUCUCCAGGUAUCUGCACAGUCAUAAAGAUUAUGCACCUUUGGCUAACGGCAAUUACUGAGAACCAACUAACAGUUUUUCUUACAGCAGUCGGUCUAGGUGUAUCAAGUGGUUGGACAUUACUGUACAUAUGCUUCUAAAAUUUGAAAGACCUUUGAUCCGCUGCUGCUUUAAUUCCAUGAAAUGCAGUACAGCUUCAUAUAGUAUUACAUUACUACACCUUAGGAUUAGCAUGUUUAAAAGAUGGUUCUUUUAUGAAAUGAAAUAAAAUCCGAAGAGUUAUCUAAAAUACAGCAGAAAUGCUCCAUUCAGGUGUUUCUUGAUAAGUAAAUGUGAUAAAGCGACGGAGCCCUUUUUUUCAAAAGUGUUUUAAGAAAACAUGAAUAUGUUUCUGAGGAAAAAUAUAUCAUACCACGGGUAUUUUGGAGAACCUGUAAUAGCUCAAGAUGCAGUUUUGAACUUAAAAAUACUAUUUUGAAUUAGCAAGAGUUUUGGAGAGACUGAAAAAUCUGAUCCUAGCCCAAAAAAAAAGAAUUUCAGCUGCGCAGCAUUCUAGUGCAGUGAUAGCUUACUCUGAAGAAAUGAUUGUCUAGGAAAGGCACCUUCUUUCUUGACAAGUAUCUUGGCAGCAUAGAGUUGUUUGGACCUGCUUACUUUUCUGAUGAGUACACUGUUUCAGUUUUUUCCAGUUAUCCACUUGGAUAUAUUUCUUUCUAUUCCUUCUUAGGCCUUGUCAAUAGAAAUAUUGGCUAGAUUAUUUCACCAAAUUUUGUCCUUGUCCAUACAGCCAUAGUGGAUAAGGUGACAAUAUUACCAAGAACAGCAUUUGUAGGUGUCGAUUGUGUAAUAUUAUGAGAGAGCACAGGUGAGAGUAAGUUUAUCAUGUUCCUGAGAGCAAACUAUGAUUUUACAGUAGUACUUACUCCUGAUGCAAAAUAAGCCAUAAGGAAACUGCUUGACUUUGCCAUUUUACAGGAUCUUUUAUCAGAGAGUACUACACAAAAGUGCUAGUUGCAUGCAAGAUGCUGUGCUAUUUCUUUUUCUUUUCAUUUUUUUAAUAUGGUAACUUCACCUUAUUAUUUCCUUAUUUUACUAUUUUUUUCAUAACACAAAGAUCUCAGGAGCCAAUCUUAGCAUUUUCACAAUAGUUAAGCUUUCAGUGGCACAGGAGAACACUUUGUACUCGUUUUGUUGUAGCACAUUUGAAGACUUAAAAAUCUUAAACCUUCACUGCAAGAAUUAAUUAAGAUCGAUGAAGUGAGAACAUCACACUAUGAUUCUUAUUUUAGUCACAACGUGUGUUUCUUUACAGGCCCGUGGGCAUGGCUAGACACUGGAUAAAUUACAGGUUUUAAAGCAAUUUGGUGUUUAUCCAGGCGAUGGUCAUUAGCAGAGGUUUUAAUGUCAGAUAUAUUUAGUAUAAAAUAUUGAAGCAUAGGCCUCAAAUUUGGUGACCAGCUGGGGCGGGAUAGAAACAAUAAAUGCACGUGCACAAAACUCCCUCCCCUUCCCUGUCGCCAGUCGGCAACGGGAAGACCAGACCUGACGUUACAGCUACUUAAAACACUUCGUUAAGAGAAGAUUGUCGGUCUCACCAGGAAACAGCAGAGGAGAAAUGAGUUGUCUUUUUGUGUCUCACAGCGGUACGUAGUACGCCCUCAGAAAUGACAAGAGGAUUUUAGCAACGAUGCUGCUUUAUUCUUCAAGUCAGUCAUGUUUCACUAAGGAACUGUGAGGUUUAGGCAUUAAGACAUUGAGCAUUGAAAUAAUUGAUAUGCAAUAUAGGUUACUCAAAAAAAUUGUCAUAAUAUCAGCCAUUCUGUGACGGCAUACUGAAACUCUAAUAGCCAACUGGUUUUUAAGUUUAUCUUCUAAAAAAAGUGUAAGCUGAAAUUUUUUCCCCCCAAAGCUCAGAUUUAUGCAAAGGGCAAAUUUCAAAGUUGUGUUCCAUAGUUCGGGUGUACUGAUGUUUCUCAGGAAAAUCAGACACAGUCAGCGUGGACAAAAACUAUUUUUCCGGCUCUUGCUCUCAAAAGAGGCCAAAACACUUUACUGAAACUUUUAAAAAACAUGGAAAAUUUUAUUAUUAAAUACCUUUCAAUUCUUUAUAGUUUUGCUGAGAAUUUAACAGCAUGAUUCAGUGGAAAGCACAACGUUUAGCUAUGUUAGCAGACGCUUGUAACAGGUUCCUAUUAUUGGCAUUAGGAAAGUGCGUAAUCUGCGUUUUUCCUGUUCCAGAUCCAUUUUGUUUUGUUAUUUGAAAACCAGCAAGCAUUUUUUGACUAGUUCCUUGGACACUGAAGUUUGAUUUCUGUUUUAAAUUAAAUUGCAGACCUUUCAUGGAAAAAAAAAAAAAAUGGAAAGAACGCAUCUUUGAAUUACAGAAAUAUGAACAAGAUGUUAACAUAGCCUAAAAUUCUGGCUAGAUUCCACUGCCCACACUGCUGCACCAUGCACGUACCCACAGUCUCUUCAAAGAACAACACAGGGCAGACAGUUCACUUUUUUCUUAAUUCAGUUCACAGUUUUCUUAAUUUCUGCAUUACACUUUUAAUGAAGUACAUCAGCUACUUCAGUAGGUGACUGCAGCAGGCUUUUGCCAAUUGGAUUUCCAAAUGACUCAGUUGUGUUCGGGUUUUUUGGAGUUUGCAGUCGGAACUAGUUUGAGAUGUAUUACUGAGGAGCCUUCAGCAUCUGCCCCUUGUACAGAUCAUCUAAAAUUUUAAACUACCCAUUCUAUGGAGGGAAAUAAAGUGAUCAGAUAUUAGGAUUAAAAAAUUAUUAAAGAUUUACUGGCUUGUUAGGUAUAGAUCUGAUUCUUAUCAACAUAACUUACUUUACUAUCAUAGCACCAAAGAACUCUGGUUAGCAACCAGGUACCCACAAACAGCUUAAGACAAGAGACAACGGAUAGAGAAAAAUCCUAGGAAACAAUGGUACGAUUCAAGUUUUCAACAAAGCUACAGCCUACUCAUUUUUGAGGGUUGUUGGGGGCGGUUAUUUAUUUAUUGGGAUGCCCUAGGUACUUUGACAAAAGGGGAGAAAAAAAAAGGAAGGUUUUGUGUCAAGUGUUAGGGAAAUCUGAUGUUGAUUUUUUAUCUCCUUCUUAAAUCUUUUCUUUAAAGGUGCACCAUCUGCAGUGUAACAGCACACAACUGCCAUUUAAAAAAAAAAAAAUCAGUUACUUUGUACGUUUUUAAAUUUCAGACCCCUACUUCAAUUUUAAACACAAAUUGACAGAUGAUAGAUAGGAAUGUUUUCCACUUACAGAAAUGGAAUCUUUCUUUGCAUUUAAAGAAAUCUUCUUUUUUAUUUAAUUGUCAUUUCCAUGUGCCUUUGUGCUUUGGUUCUAGCCAGCUGCUAGAAAGCUGAAGUGUUGCCAAAGAGCAUAUUUUUGCAUUAUUUCUGGCCUGCACAGAUUUAGGAAAUACCAGCAGUAAGUCCGUUCUCAUGAGAGAGCUAGCACAAGUUUGCAAAUCAAAGAGCUUAUAAUAAGCAUCUAAACAUUUGUUUGUUUAUUCAAACUGCUAAAACUUGGGGAGAUUUAUUCAUCACGAGAGCUGGGUCACAUAGUCUUCAAUUUGCAUUUCCUCCUUAUUUCUAAUGGAAAGCCUGGACAACUUACACACCACCUCAGACAAAGCAGUUGGAGAAGUUGACCCUGUAGCUGCCUGUACUGUGUCUGAAGAGGAACAAUUUCAGCUCUGUCUCUCCUUAAAAGCAUCCCUGUUACAUAGUUGAAAAUCUGCAAUGACAUUUAACAAAUGCAUUUGCAGCUGUUGUGAUGUUGCUUAAGCAUAAGAUCUUACAAAUAAUGGUCCUUCCCUGAAAACCCUAAUCCUUUAGUAAGUGUUGAAAUGUAAGGUGUAGUGUGGUAUCUGGGGCUUGCUUGCAUCUCAAAUGCUUGAUAAUCAGUUGCAUAUAAUUUUUUUUAUCUAGGUUUAAUCAGCUUUAUUAUCCUUCUUUUACUAGAGAUUUAAAUUAUAUGUGGGCUUGAUCUAAGAUUAUUGAUAUUGUUAUGUAUUGUGGGAUUUUUUUAAUUUGGUGUAAUGCCAUUUCUUCAUGUUUCAAUUUGUAAAAUACAAGAAUAUAAUUGCAAGGUAUAAACGUUCACUAAAUUAUAUUACAGAGGUGCUUUAAGAAAAAUAUGUAAAUUAUUUAAUUUAAAUAUUUGUUUCAUACUUUAUCUUGUGAACCCUUUUGUACAGUGAGGAAAGAUUUACUUUUAUGGGGUAAGGAUGAUGGGCCUGAAGUCAAAGACAAACUGCUAUUUAUUCCUGUCUGGUCUUUAUUACGGUAUCAUUUGUGAAGAAGUAUCACAAAUUCUGCAACUUAUCAGUGUUUGGUAUUGACAACUGCUAACAAAUUUUUAGAAUAUAUUUUCACAUAGAACAUAGACUUCCUUUUAUUUAAUUUUAAUAAAAGUAAGUCUAGGUGAGGAAGAGCUGUAAUCCCAAAAUCAAGUUAGUAAUUUUAACGUUUUAACUCAAGUUCACCAAUAUGAAAGACUUUUAUAGAACUAAGUUCAUCUUUGCUUUACAGCACCGUAGUUUGUUUUCCUUAAAAGUCUGAAAAGAGAGCCAACAAGAGCAACGUUCUGUUAGUAUUCCAUUACUGGUAUUUUCUGAAGAACUGACAUAACCGUGUGUAUACAGGAUUAUUUCCUGCUACCUGCACUGAGGUUGAUCUGUGGUUUUUAUAGAUGUAUUUAAAAAUAUGUAAUUUGGCAGUACAAAAUGUUGAAAUGCCAUUGUUGGCUCUUCUAUAGGAGUGUUCCCUUUAUGGUUUGAAGUAGAGAUGAAUUUGGAAUCUGUUCAUUGGGAUUCUGUGUCUUGUGAUUCAGGUGUGACAAUCUGCCUACAGCAUUCCUGCUAACAAAUCCUGAGAGAGGAACAAAGUUACCUUUUAAAGGUACCUUUUAUUUUGCUGGAGUUAAAAACAUAGCAUCUAGUACAAGUGCAGUAUAUUACAAAUGUUCCAGCAAUGAUUAAUACUUACUGCAUUUUAUUUGUAGUACAUAAAAUUUUAUUUCCCCAUAUUGCUGCAACUUCAAAUUUUCCCUUGGUCAGCAUCACCACACAGGUGUGUUGUCUACAAAGAUGUUUGUGUCAUAUUUGUAAAAGCUCUCCUGCACUUUCUUGUGGUAACCUACAGCUACUUCUUUUCUCAAUUUCAUAGGCAGCAAUGAAAAAAAACUUGUAAAAGGUACUAACAGAUAUGUCACUUGACACUGUAAAUAUGUGAUACAAAUUGAUUGUUAACUAAACCCCUCUUUCGUUUUCUCUAACGUGCUUACAGGGUUUUUUAAAAUCUUUUUCAGCUUCUGAAGCUGGGUUGUUGGUUGUUUUUUUUU
Molecule: messenger RNA, 7333 nt
Organism: Gavia stellata (red-throated loon)
Lineage: Eukaryota; Metazoa; Chordata; Aves; Gaviiformes; Gaviidae
Gene: PPARA
Product: peroxisome proliferator activated receptor alpha
Exons: 8
Coding region: 202-1608 (468 amino acids)
Biological process (GO): negative regulation of transcription by RNA polymerase II; hormone-mediated signaling pathway; cell differentiation
Cellular component (GO): nucleus
Molecular function (GO): nuclear receptor activity; zinc ion binding; RNA polymerase II cis-regulatory region sequence-specific DNA binding
Source: RefSeq, a predicted model, not a curated record